UUUAGGUAGCUGCAUGGGCGACAACUUGAGCCCCGCAUUUGUUUACAUUUUUGGCAAAUUAGAAUCUUUAAAAGUAUGCCGAAUUAGCUAUUAUCAGUUCCUCUUUGCAGUGCACCAGUGGAUUUACAAGCAACUGUUACUGGAUUACUUUCACACUGACGAAAACUUAAAAACGUGAUGAUUUUCAAUCAAGUUCUGGAGUUACGAGGAGUGUCCUGAUUCAUGGACUUCUGUUGGACAUCGGAAUUCAUGAUAACCCCGGCAACAAUAGGGGUACGGUUUGCACGGCAACAGGACCCUUUACCUUACAUGGUGUCCCAGCCUUUGCCUUGGCAGGUUCACUCAGUGUCACUCAGUCGGAGGAGCAGCAAAGCAGAUGAGUUUGAUGGCCUGAGGAGGAACAGCAUAGGCGUGUAUAGAAAGAACUAUGUCUCCAUGGCUAUUGCCUCUACCUCUCUGGCUAUCCCCUGUGUCCUGUCGUGCUCAGACUCCAAUGCCAGCAAUGGGACGUGCACCAUUCCUGCUGUUCCUCCACUGAGCCCCGUUGAAGUUGAGAAGGCCGCUUCUACCAUCCAGACCCAUUUCAGGAAGUUCCAACAGAAGAAACAGAAGAACGGCAAGUAGAUGGACAAAGAGGGAGGGUGGGACAGGUGCCAGAGAGACAACAGGAAGCAGGUGGGACGUAUGUCAAUUUACCAAAGGAAGGAUGAACUCUGUGAUGACAUACACAAAUGCGUAUGUGCACACAUAUGCAAAUGUACAUACAUUCAAACUGUAUGAUAAACACUCAGUAGAACUCCAGGCUUAGCAACACAGUAUAAACAAUAAUAUACAGUAAUAGCGUACAUCUCAAGCAGCUGCUUGUAAAACCCAAUUUAAAAUUCUGUGUGAAAAAUAAAUGUGAAUAUAUUCUACAUCUGAAUGAAUGUCAGUUUUAAUGCGCUGUGAGCGUGUGAGCGACUGUGAGUAUGCUGUAAAUUAUAUAUGACCAAUGUUUUGAGGAUAUAACUAUGGAAAAAAAAAUCUAAUAAUUUAUCUAUAUUGUGGAUCUUUCAAAAACAAACAUGUUAAAUUUCGACAAACCUAUUUCAAUAAACUCCUCUGUCAGCCUGUA
Messenger RNA from Toxotes jaculatrix (banded archerfish), 1114 nucleotides. RefSeq lists its product as uncharacterized. Lineage: Eukaryota; Metazoa; Chordata; Actinopteri; Toxotidae. The transcript is spliced from 4 exons. The coding region runs from base 223 to 624 and encodes 133 amino acids. The record is from RefSeq and is a predicted model, not a curated record.